This is a messenger RNA of Cryptosporidium ubiquitum, 5415 nucleotides long. Its product is annotated as tRNA ribose methylase TRM3p. Gene Ontology annotation, biological process: tRNA methylation. Gene Ontology annotation, molecular function: RNA binding; tRNA (guanine) methyltransferase activity. The record is from RefSeq and is a predicted model, not a curated record. NCBI's taxonomy places the organism in Eukaryota, Apicomplexa, Conoidasida, Eucoccidiorida, Cryptosporidiidae. The transcript has a single exon. Bases 1 to 5415 code for a protein of 1804 amino acids.
AUGAAAGAACAAAUUCAGCAAUUAGUAGAAAGUCUUGAAAAAAGCGGAAACAACUACAAUACAUUGAUAAACACAUUAGACAUAUUAUUAAAAAUUCAGUACGAAAAACAGAUUAAUAAAUCUAUUCAAGAAUUUUAUGAUGUCACAUUGAGACUUGUUAGGGAAACAGAUUGUAUAAAAUCUCAGAAAAAGUUUCUUUGUUACAUCUGCAUAUUAAAAUUUAUAUCUAAGCAUAUGAGCUUCUCUCUUAAAGAAUUGAUCUUAGAAGACUGUUUAAUUAAUUUUUACAAAAUCAAAUGUAACAUAAUUAAAGAUCAAAUCCAUGAAAUUGUUUUCAAUGUUACAUGCUCAAAUCUUUCAGAAUUUUAUAUAAUUAUGGAUAUUUGGAGGAAUUUUUUUACUAAAAUAAAUGGGGAUAAAAAUGAAUUUGAAUCAUUAACUGAACUAAUUUUAUAUGUCUGUUAUCAUAUGCAAUAUAGAAGUGAACUUAAUCACCAAUUAAACGAAAUAAUCUAUAAAAUAAUUCAGAAUUUUUCGGAGAUUUAUGAAAGUGACAGUUCUAUUUUCUUAAUAAAUUCGUUUGUUUCAAAAUUAGAAUAUUCGCAAAAUUUAUUUUUCCCGUUAUUUUUGGACUGCAACAAUUUUGGAGAACAGACAAGUAGACUUAUCGGAAAUAUGAUGAGAUUCUUUGAAAGUAAUAUAAAUAUAAAAGUAUUUGUUUUUACCCUGAGGAUUCCUAAUUUUAUCGAACAUUUGGUUUUUAAUGGUUUUAUUUCCCAUUAUAGAGAAUUUACCACUUCAUUAAUUCGAGGUAUUACUAGUAAAGAUUUUGAAAUAAGAAAAAGUACAAGGUUUAUAUUGGAAAAGUUUGAAACAUUAUUAUUGGAAAAUAAUUUAAACACUUUUGAUCAGAUUGAUAAGCACAAACGUUUAAAUAAUAUCAAGUCAUUUAUUUGUAUCUUGGAUUGCUUUGAAAAUUUCAGUAUUCACUUACUAAAAACUAAUUGGGAAAAAUUUGAAAAACUUUUGUAUGAUCUCCAAAAUUCAAGAAAUGAAUGGUGGAUAGAUUGCUUAUUAGAGAUUGGGCUUAACCACGAAAAUUUGAAUGUUCGAAGGUUUGUUGCUUUUAAUACGAUUAAUUAUGUAGUUAGAAGCGACGAAAGUCUACCAAGUUGGAUUAAACGUCAUACAUUUUUUAAUAUAUAUUUAAGAUAUAUCGUUUCAGUACUUAACAACAAAAUCAGUCUUCAGAUAGAAGAACUUUUUUUAAAAUUCAUUUAUUGCAUACUAAAGGUUAAAUCAGAGUGGAUUGGUGAAUACAUAGACUAUAUAAUCUAUAAUAUAAAGGCUUUUACGCCAAUUAGAGUUUUAAUUUACCCUUUGAGAAUUGGGGUAAAUAAUUUGUAUCUUUCCGAUAACUCAGGGAGUCAAACAGAAUCUAAUAUAACUAAAAUUAAAAGUUAUUUUUGCAAUGCCUAUUCAUGUAAUAUUAAAACAAAUUUAAGGAGAGAUAUUACUCAAAAAUAUUCAUUUGAAGACGAUAAAAAGUUCAAAGAAUCAAUUAUAGUUCCAAAAGAAUUGUUUAAAAAAGUUCUUGAUAUUUCGAUACCAAUAAUUAAAUUUGUUCCAAUAUUAUUAAGGCGUGAAGUUUAUUCUAAGUGGUUAGAAAUCAUCUUAAAUUACUUUAUUUGUAAUGAAUUCUCUGAGGAGGAAUUAAUUACAAAUUUUAUUUUUUUCUUGGGGAUAAUUCCUGAAUAUUUGUUUUACACAUAUGAAAUUAAUAAACUAAUCUACAAUAAUAUUAUAAAGUACAAAUUGGUCAUUGAUUCGAGUUUUGAUCCAGAAUCAUUAAUAAAAAUAUCAAAAAGAUGGUUUGAUGUACUUCAUAUAGGAGUCGGUUUUGGGAGACUUAAAAAAAUCUUUGGAUCUUUUAGCGAAAUUAAUUUAAUAAUGAAAAGCCACGUUAUAUUUGUUUCUUCAUAUUACAACUAUGAAGAGAUUAAUCAUUUAAAUAAUGAAAUAAAUAACAAAAUAUUAGAGAUUUUGGAAAAAAUAAAAAUUUUAUUUGAAAAUAUCGAAGAAAACCAUUCGAUUGAUAUAGAUUUGCUAUGGCUUGACAUUCAUUUAUUAUCUAUAUUAAAAGACAAUUCCUAUGAUUUUUACUUAAAAAAAUUAUGGGAUUGGUGCAUUUUAGCAAUAAGUGAUAUUGGCAGGUUUUUGACCAAAAUAAAAUCAAAUAUUAAUUCACAAAUUUCAUUUGCGAUGAUUUUAAAGUGUUUAAUAUAUUUGCAAAAUCUCGGAAAAAAAACAUCAAUACAGAAAAUUUUUGAUCUUGUUAAUAAUUUAUUGUUAAUAAACAAUGGCAUAUUAUCAAAAAUGUUCAUGAACAACCAAAAUUUAAUAAUUUGGGAUAGAAUUAGAAGGGUCUGUUUCUUAUAUGAUAUUAUUGACACGCACUCUUUAAACAAUGAUAAUUAUUGCAUAAUACAAUCAUCACUGUUAACACCAGGUUUUCCAGUAAGUUACUCAAGUAAAUGUAAUGGAAUUAUUAAGGAAAAUAGACUAAUUCAAUUAUUCCCUGCAAACUAUCGUGAUUUAUUAAAUCUUAUAUCUCAAUUAAAGUUUCAGUUCAUUAAUUUAAUUAUUUCAAAAAACAACGAUAAAAUUUCCAGUUUAGUUGGAAAUGAUGUUUAUUCUUAUUUUGUAAACUUUAAAUCUUCAACUGAUCGUUUUUCAUAUACCAAAGGAUCUUAUUUAGAUUGGUUCACACACAUUACAAAAAUAUUGAUUUAUGAGAUUGAAAAUUCUGGAUGUAAUAGUUUUUAUCUCUGGUUGUUAGUAGAACAAUUGCUGAGUUUGGUUUGUACUGAAAAUAAUCAUCAAUUUGAAGAAAGCUUCACUUGUGAAUUUUUUAACAAAAUAUUUCUAUUGAUUAUUAAAAAUUGUGACGAAUUGAUAGAUAAUGGAAUUUAUAGAAAUCAUUUAUUCAGAAUUUUUAAUUCAAUUUUAACAAAAAAAGAAUACUUAAUCUUAUUUGAAAAAUAUCAAUUAUUAGAAAAGGUGGCUAAUCAUUUUUAUGGUAAUAUCAAAUUAAACAACGGAAAUAUACGAUUAUUUAUUUUCCCGUUAUUAGAUUUUAUCAAGAGUUAUGUUGAAAGUUGUAAUGAAGAAGUUUUUGAAGAAAUUCUCAAAAACUCUGAAAACAUUGGUUUAACUCAAUCAAAAACUUUUAAUAAUAUUUUUUUAUUUGCAAACAUUUUAGUCGAAUUGAUUACUUUUGAAGAACAAGGGUUAAUCGAUGGGUGCAAAAUUAGGUUUCAGGAAUUUUCUAAAGAUAACAUUGGAAUAAGUGAAAUGAUUAAUAUUUAUAGAAGAUGUAAGAUUUAUGAGGACAACAGUAGUUUUAUAAGACAUGUAACAAUUAUUUAUCUAUCUAAUAUGAUCGAAAAUUCAAUUAAAAAUAAAAAAUAUUUGUUAAUAAAAUUCGUUUCAUUAACUAUUAUUUUGUUAACUAAAAAAUUAGAAGCUGCAAUCCCAAAAUCAGUUGAAAAUGAAUUGUUUCCAACCAAUACUCAAGUAAAUAAAGUAGAUUUAAAUAUUCCAAAUAAUUGGUUAAUUAAUGAAACAGAAAUUAGUUUUAAAAAUGCAAAAAAAUUUCCUCCUUUACCAAAUAGUAAUCAUCAUAAACUACUAAUUAAUAUUUGGCAAUCACUCUGUUGUUUAGUAAAUAUAUUGAAUUUAAGUGAAGACCAGUUUACUAAUUAUUUGAUUGGGGUUUACUUUAAACAUCUACAAUAUUUAUAUACACCAGAUGUUAGGCAAUAUAUUGACAUGUUUGGUUGCAAUAUUGUCACAUUUUUUCCAAAAAAAUGCAUUGGGCAUAUCAUUAAAGGUCUUUCAAACAACAUAAACAAUCACACGCAAGUCAUAUAUUCUUAUCUUUGUAUUUCGAGUUAUUUAAUACAUUUUUUGAAAGAUAUCACUCCUUUUCCAUUGAAAAAUGGUUCCGAAAUGGAAAAAAUAAGUGAUGUUUUUAUUCUUGAAGGAGAAAUAUGGAUAAAAUUAACUAGUGAAUUCCUUGAUGAAUAUAUUUUAUUCUUUAAUUUAUUUGUCAGCUAUUCUAUAUCUAAUUCAUCUCUCUUGAGGAAUAUCGUUUUAUUUACUUUAUUCGACGCAUAUAAUAAUAAUUACGUUUUUGAACUUGUUCAAAAAUCUUUUGAAAACAAUUAUUAUUCAGAUACUGAAGCCAUUGAUUCUUUAGCAAAUGUAUUGAAGAAUGCUUUCCAAAUUGAAGACAUUAAUACUAAAGCUGAUACGAUUAGAAAUUCAAUAUACUAUGUUAAUAAUAAACUGAAUGCAUCGAAAAAGAUAUUUUUAAUUAACUUGUUUAUUUUAGAAGAUUCAAAGUAUAUAAGAACUGUACUUCAUAAUAUUUUCAACAAUAAAGACAUAUUAAAGAUGCUAAAAUAUUUAUCAUUAGCUUGGACCAUUUGGAAACCAAUUAAAUAUUGCACAGUAGAAAAUAUUAUUCCACAAGAUAAUAUAAUUGAGUUCUCAGAUCAAAAAGAAUCUCAAAAUUUCUUUAACUGUUCUUCAUGCUUAGAUUUUAUAUUAAGCAAAUUAGAUGGUAACAUUUUCAUAGAUGAAGUAAGUUUUGAAAAGGAACUACUUGCAGUUCAAGACAAACAUGAAACAUACAUAUUGAAUUCUCACUUAAUAUUUGGAGAUUUGAGGCCUUCAUGGAGCCUUUACUACUUGCUAAAAAAAAUAAUUUCCGAGGAGAUGAGUGGAUACUACACCCAAGAGAACAAUAAAGAGAAAGAAGAUUCAAACGCAGUAGAAAUUCAGAGUUCACACAACUACCAGCUAAAGUUCGAACCUUUAAAUUACACUAACCCCAUCUCUGGUGAGCCCAGAUCAAAAAGACAGGGUCACCGGUCAUUAGACAGAACAGAGUUGAUAGUAAUAGGGAGUCUUGUAGACAAAAUCCCAAAUAUAGCGGGAAUCACCAGAACUUGUGAAAUUUUUCGUGCAAAAGAAUUGCUGCUGAGCAACAAAAAAGUUAUAAACGACCCUAUUUUCAAGCAAAUAUCAGUUACAGCAGAGAAGUGGUUGCCAAUAAACGAAUUAGAACCUAAAAAGAUUAAAGAAUAUGUCCAUAACAAGCGAAUAGAAGGAUACAAAAUAUUUGGAUUAGAACAAACAUCUUCAAGCACCAACAUUAAAGAAUGCAUCUUCCCAAAAAAAUCAGUGUUAAUUUUAGGAAAAGAGAAAGAGGGCAUACCUUCCGACAUUGUUUCAAUUGUAGACCAAUGCAUCGAAAUCCCUCAAUAUGGGAUAAUCAGAUCGCUUAAUGUACAUGUAUCAGCUUCAAUCUUUAUAUACGAGUACACGACUCAAUUUAUGGAAGGCUAA